Prunus armeniaca (apricot) is the source of this 321-nucleotide messenger RNA. NCBI's taxonomy places the organism in Eukaryota, Viridiplantae, Streptophyta, Magnoliopsida, Rosales, Rosaceae. The record is from the annotation of a GenBank genome assembly.
AUGCUGCCCGGUUUUAUGACUGGAGUAUACCGGCCGAGUUUGGUGGUUGGAGUCGCCGCGGGGCUUGAAUCACAGAGCUACGAGAUGCGGUUGGUCACUGUCAGAAAAUCCGGGGCUUGCAAGACGGCUGGGCGUGACCGGGUUUGUUGGGCGGUCGGGAUUGCUGAGGUUCUUGCAGCCGAAAAUGUUGGAGAAGUUGAAAUAAUGUCGGCCGGGUUUUUGCGCCAAGGGAAGCACGGCUGGGCUCUUGGGCUAAGGGGUGGCGGCCAAAUGUUGUUGGUUUGGAAUGUUAAAAUUGUUGCGGUCGAAGUCAGGUUGUAG